This is a messenger RNA of Pantherophis guttatus, 3308 nucleotides long. NCBI's taxonomy places the organism in Eukaryota, Metazoa, Chordata, Lepidosauria, Squamata, Colubridae. The record is from RefSeq and is a predicted model, not a curated record.
AGGGAAAGGAGAGAGAGAGAGUGGAAGAAAGGGAAAGAGAGGGAGACAGAGAGAGAGGGCGGGACAGGGAGAGACACGCACACACAGAGGAGAAGGAGGGCAAGAGAGAGGUGGAGAGAGAGAGAAAAAAAGAAACGGGGAGAAAUUAAGGAGAGAUAGAGGAAGGGAAAGAGAGAGACACAGAGAGAGAUUGGUUGACUGCCUCUCCUUUGCAAUGACACCCGAAGCUGCCUGGCUCCUGUGCUUCGCCAUGGCCUCCUCCUCUUCCUCCUCCUCGCUCCUCUCCUCCGGGGUAGCAGGCGAGACCGGGCAAUCUUUGUUCACACCAGCUGUUCUCAUGGGAAAGAGACAAAUACACGAUGAAGUCAACAGACAGGAGACUUGGGAAGUGAACUUGAACCAACCAUCAGAAUCAGCCAUAGGAACCCCGAACCAACCAUGUAAGGGAUAUUACUCCAUGCUGGAAAAUCAAUGAAGACAUUCAACAAGGAUGUUUAUGGGUCUGGGGGUGCCACUCCUUCCCAGAACAAGUCUCUCCGAGGUAGCAGCAUUAGCUACAUUGAGACAGCUGAGCACACGAAGGACCAGUUCUUACCUCGAGAUGAGUGGAAUCCUUUGGAAGUGAAAGCAUUAAACACACUCCAGCUACUCUUGGAUAGAAGGAAAAAUGUGAAAAAAUCAGUGGAGAAUCAGACAGGCUUAAGGAAGCAGUCCUUUCAGGAUGUCAAAGGCCUUCCUUCCCUUAGUCAUGAAGAGGCAUCUCUCUCUACCACUUAUUUGAGUCAAAGGAACCAAAUCAGCAGAAACCGGCUCCUCUUGGACUCUGCCAACAGCAUUUCUACUUACUUCCAUCCACCUGGAUAUCCCCACUGCCAAGGCAGACUUCUAGCGGAAGCAUCUAUGUUGAAAAACACGGGGUCAAAUGUUGGUCAACACUCUGGUGACUUGAAUCACUUCAACCGGCCUGGGAAGAAAAACCCUUACCACAAAUUCCAUGGUUUUUUCCGAAAUAUCACUAAACCCUAUUGGUUCACAAACCGACAGACUCCGAGUUUACUGAAAGACUUCAGCACCUUUAAGAUUGAUGUUGACAAUCUAGAAGUAUGUUUGACUGGUUGCAAGAGGGAACGUGAGGAACUAGAGGCUUACUGUAGCAGUGAAUUUGUGGUGAAUGGAAUUGUUCAUGAUAUUGCCAUGAUAUACAAAGGAACGUAUUUGGUGACCAUGCUAGUGAACAACAAUGGACUCUACAAGACAAAUCGGCUGUUCCUGAACCCUGAUGGCUACUUCUUUCGAGCUCAAAUGCUUGUUGUGGAUGCCCUGAAUUGUAGCAAACACUGUCCAGACUUUCAACUCGGUGGCAGGUACAUUGUGAUGGGUCACCUCUAUCACCGAAGAAGGCAACUGCCUACGGUUCUGCAAGAGCAUGUGAGAGGCCGUCUGCGGCCCGGAGAUGGGCUGCUUUGCAGAGGCAACAGCUACAUGAAGAGGUUCAACAGACAACGGGAUCAAAAGGUUCAAGGGGCAGCUCGGUCCAAGUGUGGAUGAGAAGGCAACUCAGCCAUCACUUUCUUUGGCUCUGAAAGGAGUUUUAGAGUAACAGGUGGAUAAAAAAUGUUCUCUGGUUUUGCUACAGGCCGAUAACACGUUUGGUCUGAAAAAUCACUUGCUUUUGCUAUUAAAAGAAGGAACUGGAGCCUGCUUCAGCCUCUUAAUUUUGUCACCCAAUUAUCAAGGCAUGAUAUUUACUCCCUGUAAUUAAUCUCUAUUAACUGAUCUGCUUGGUCAGAUUGAAGUCAACCAGCCAUCCAUCAAAUGCUUUUCCAGGUACCUUUAGGGAUUCUCUUCUGUAUACAUCAUGAUUAUUAGCUCCUAGCUAAUAAUUCUAUUCCACAUCAUCAACACAGGUGGUUCUCGUCGUACGACUGUAAUUGACCUUAGGAAUUACAGUUGUACGUCAUGACAGUCAUGAGUCAUCAGGUGACUCAUUUUUACCUUUUUUUGGAACGGUUAUUAAGCAAAUGCCACAGUCCUUAAGCAAACGGAUUGUCUACUUUGGGACUUUUGUGUUGGAAACCAGAAGUAAAUGCCGAUUUCUGGCAAAACUAUCAUAAAUCACGGUCACAUGACCGCAGGGCACUACACAUAGCUGUAAAUGUGGGCCGGUUGCUGAGCACACAAAACACAGACAUGUGAUUGUGAGGGGGGAGCUGAUGUUGGAACUUUGAAACCAGGUUGCAAGUCCCUGUUCACCGGUGCAUCGUCACUUCAAACGGCCACUAAGCCAAUAUUAUCUGUAGUUCUGCAUUCAUUUCUAAAGUUCAAAUUGUGGCUUUUACAACUGUAAAAAAAAAAAUGAUAUAAACUAAAUAUGUAAAGUGUUAUCAAAUGGUUGGUCAGUUUUAUUAAUGAGUUCAUAAAUGCUAUUGCUAAUAUAGAAAUAAAAUAUUCAAACAUUUUGAGAGAUAUUUAUAUAAGUGAUGUGAAUUCAAAUGUAAAUGCUAUAUGACAGGAAUAUGUCAGUGAUGUAAUAAGUGUUAAUACUUUUAGAAAUAAUUACAAUAUUGUAUCAGAAUUGUAAAAUCUAGGAGGAGGAAAAGUGAAUGGGUUGGAAAAAUGCAGACACCAAUGAUAAUGAGCAAGUGAAUUUUGGGCUGGAAUAAUUUAGCAUGAAAGUACUUGGUUUAAUAAUCUAAAGCUAUAGUCAUUAGCAUUCUCUGUUAUUAUAACAUUUUUUACCCAGCCAGCUGUGACUGGAAUAAUUUAGGAGCUUUUAACACAGUAUAAGCAAAACUUUAAUAAAUGCUUCUUCACUUCAGAUAUCAGGAUUUCAAACAGGUUCAUAUAUUUCUAACAGAAGCAGGAAAUAUUAAAUCCAUGAGGUAUUAUGUCAGUGCUGAAACUUUCCCAACGUGUCUUCAAUGAAAGCUCUUUAUUAACACAAAAUAAGAUUUCCUGGCAGCAGCCUGUAAGUGGGAGGAAGAAGGGAAGUAGCUUGUGUUCAAUUUAUCUUCGCAUUCAUUUCCUUAUUUUGCUUUCUGUAUUUAACAGAUACAUUUACCGUAGGCAUGUGUCUGUGUGAUGCCAGAGUCUUUCAUUACAAGGUUUUCUUUGAAGCAGGAAAUGUACAGCACCAGUUUUGAAAAUAGCGUAGUUGUAACAAUAUGGUACCUGUAUUAAAUUAUGCUAACAACCAAUGUAUGAAGUUUUUAAAACUAUUGGAUGUCAAUCACAUGAGAGCUUUGAUUCACAGGUUUCACUUGCAUGUCACUUUGUUGUCCAGAAUUAAAAUCGCCUCUGUUAAAUGU